This is a messenger RNA of Neogale vison (American mink), 1829 nucleotides long. RefSeq names its product zinc finger protein 394 (gene ZNF394). The record is from RefSeq and is a predicted model, not a curated record. Gene Ontology annotation, biological process: regulation of transcription by RNA polymerase II. The transcript has 3 exons. The coding region runs from base 175 to 1824 and encodes 549 amino acids. Gene Ontology annotation, molecular function: RNA polymerase II cis-regulatory region sequence-specific DNA binding; DNA-binding transcription factor activity, RNA polymerase II-specific. Lineage: Eukaryota; Metazoa; Chordata; Mammalia; Carnivora; Mustelidae.
GCGGGUGGGAGGAGUAUCGGAGUGGGCUGGGCAGAGUACGGCCCUGCUGGGGACCGGUUAGUCGGAAGCUGCUGUUCUGGGGAAGGCCGAUGAGUUCCGGGGCUUUUUGUAGGGUUUGCUGUCUUUGUCACCGGAAGGCAGAACUCCGGGAAAGUCAGCGCGCGCCAGAGGACGAUGAGCUCGAGCUUGACCGCGAGUCAAGUCACUGACGCCGAGGCAGGAGCCUGGAUGGCAGCUGCGAGGUCGAGAGUGGGCGCGCCGUCUCUGCGUGAUGGACUUUUGAUAGUGAAAGUGGAGGAAGACUCUCCCGAAGGUCAGGAGCCCGACCCGUCCGGGGACUGUCAGGAUCCGGAAAAGUCGCGACAGCGUUUUCGGCGGUUCCGUUACCAGGAGGUGGCUGGACCCGAAGAGGCGCUGAACCGGCUUCGGGAACUUUGUCGCCGGUGGCUGAGACCCGAGAUGCACUCAAAGGAGCAGAUCCUGGAGCUGCUGGUGCUGGAGCAGUUCCUGAGCAUCCUGCCCCAGGAGCUCCAGGUCUGGGUGCGGAGGUACUGCCCGCAGAGCGGGGAGCAGGCUGCGGCUGCAGUGCGCGCUUUUCAGAAAGCGCUGGAUGGGGCUUCACCCCAGGAGUUGGUGAUGGUUGACAAUGUGGCUGUGUCUCUAACUUGGGAGGAGUGGGACCACCUGGACCCAGCUCAGAGGAACUUCUGCUGGGAGAACGCCCUGAAGGACUGCAGAAACACAGUCUCUUCGGUCUCUCCGAGUUUGGAAACCAGAACUGAGAACAAAGAAUUUAUUCCAAAGCAAGAAGUUUUAGAAGAAGUAGAGCCACAGGGGCAGCUACAAGAAGGGUUCCACAGGAAGGGUCCCCCGUUUUCUAGGUGUGGUGAUACCCACGAGAACAGGGUAGAAAAUCUGAAACUUGAAAAUUCUCCUGAAGAGGAAGGACUCACCGGCACCAUAGAUCUCAAGAAUGGUUCCACAGAAGAGGGAGACUCCAAAAAUAAUGAAUUUGGCAACAGUGCCCUGACUGCAAACUUUGUUCCUUGUCCAGACAUCCAGACAGCGGAGAGGCCCGUUAAUGGGCACGAACAGGGGGACAGUUGGAAAGAAUGUCGAGACCUGGUAAAACGUCAGAGGGCGAAACCUCAGGGCUCUGUCGCCAGUGAGGGACAUUCCCGCAGGGCACGUCUUUCCGAGACCCAGCGGCAGUUCCGGGAAGAAAAGCCUUACCGAUGUGACCACUGUGAGAAGGGUUUCAAACAGCGUUCUGACCUUUUUAAACACCAGCGAAUCCACACGGGGGAGAAACCCUACGAGUGCCAAGAAUGCGGGAAGAGCUUCAGCCAGAGUGCCGCCCUGAUUAAACACCAGAGGACACACACGGGCGCGAAGCCCUACACCUGCCCCAAAUGCGGGGAUCGCUUCAGACAGAGCUCCCACCUCAACCGGCACCAGAGAAUCCACGUGGGAGAGAAACACUUCAAGUGUAACGAAUGUGGGGAAACCUGCCGCACCUCCAACCGUUUCAGACACCAGAGGAUACAUAAAGGGGAGAGACCCUAUUCGUGCGAAGAGUGUGAGAAGAGCUUCAAACGGUGCUCAGACCUCUCUAAACAUCAGAGAGUCCACACUGGCGAGAAGCCGUACGGGUGUUCGGUGUGUGGGAAACGCUUCAGUCAGAGCGCAACCCUCAUUACACACCAGAGGACCCACACUGGAGAAAAGCCUUAUAAAUGUCUUGAAUGUGGGGAAAGCUUUAGACAGAGUCCACACCUGAUCCGACACCAAAGGAUCCACAGAAAUAAAGUCCCACUGUUCUGACAUGG